AUGAAUUCGUUCGCGUACAUUCUGCAUAUGCGUGGAUUAGGGGAACUACAAAGACGUGUACUCAGUAAUGGUGCUCUUGGUCUAACGCAGGAGACGAGAAGCUAUCGGCCGAACGCACUGCCGAGCGACCUGAAACUGAUUGCUCCGUUCUGGAACCGGAACGAUCUGCGCAAUGGUGGCCACGUCUACUUCCGUGAAAUCACAGCUGGCCGUGUUCUUGAACGUGGACAAAGCGAAAUUCGGUAUCAGUAUGAUGAAGUAGUGAAAGUGAAGACUUGCCUGUUGGUUACCUGGGAUAAGAUGCAACCUCUUGGCGCUACACCCCUUCCCGACGAUGUUCGUUCUAUAUUCAUUCAUUUUCUACAAAGUAUUAUACAGACUUUUUUUAAUACAUAUGUUUAG
Gongylonema pulchrum is the source of this 402-nucleotide messenger RNA. Lineage: Eukaryota; Metazoa; Nematoda; Chromadorea; Rhabditida; Gongylonematidae. The record is from the annotation of a GenBank genome assembly.